Molecule: messenger RNA, 1323 nt
Organism: Entamoeba histolytica HM-1:IMSS
Lineage: Eukaryota; Evosea; Mastigamoebida; Endamoebidae
Exons: 1
Coding region: 1-1323 (440 amino acids)
Biological process (GO): regulation of gene expression
Molecular function (GO): RNA polymerase II cis-regulatory region sequence-specific DNA binding; chromatin DNA binding; protein binding
Source: RefSeq, a predicted model, not a curated record
AUGGAUUGUUUUACACAAAAUGAAAAUAUUUCAGAACAACUUAAAUUAUCAAAUGGUAAAUUGUGGUUCACUAUUGGUAUUCUUAAUGAAAAUGAAGAAUUAUAUGAUGAAGCGAUUCGUUGUUAUGUUACAGCAUUAAAUCAUAAUCCAUCUAAUCUUGAAGCACUUUCACAUUUAGCACAUAUUUAUAAAUUAAAAAAACAAUAUAUUAAUGCAGUAUUUAGUUAUGAUAAAUAUUUAAAAAUUAAUGCAGAAGAUGGAAUUGCUUGGAUGAAUCUUGGAGAAUGUUUUCUUGCAUUACAAGAAUUAAAUAAAGCACAUAGUUGUUUAAAAAAUGCAAAUAGAUUCAUUAAACAAGAACCUAAAUUAUGGUUUCAAUUAGGUUGUUUAUAUGAAAAAGCAGGAUUAUUUGAACAAGCAGAAGCAUAUUAUAAAAGAGUUUUAGAAAGAAGUUAUCCAGAAAAUGCAGCAGAACUUCAUUUUAAAAUGGCAAUGAUUUAUAAACAACAUGCACAAUAUGAAGAAUGUUUUGAAAUAUUAACAAGUGAAUGUUGGAAUAAUCCACCAGAAGGAAUGACUCAACAAGAUAUUCUUUGUCAAUUAGUUCAAUUAUUCCAAUUAACUGAUUCAAUUGAAAUUGGUAAAGAUGCUCAUGAAAAAGCAAUUUCUCUUAUUAACGAAAAUGAACCACCAUUUGUUUAUAUUUUAUUAGGAUGGUUAACUCAUUUAAUUGUAAUGAAUCCAAGUGUUAAUGAAGUGUUUCAUUUUGAAGAAGAAUUCCCUUAUCAAAUUGUAUUUGGAGUAAUUCAAAAAGAUCCAACAAAUGUUCUUGGUCUUUAUGUUUAUGGAAGAAUUCUUGCUGAUAGUAAACAUCAACAAAAUGCAUUUGAUGCAUUUCAUCAAGCAUUACAACUUGAUCAUAAUAAUCCUUUAUAUUGGUGUUCUAUUGGUAAUUUAUAUUAUCAUACUGAACAAUAUAGUGAAGCUAUUAAAGCUUAUUUUAAAGCUAUUAGUUUAACACCACAAUUACCUGAAGUAUGGUUUAAUAUGGGAUCUUUAUAUAUUUUCCAUAAUCAAAGGGAUGAUGCUGCAAGUUCAUUUAAACGUGCACAUGAACUUGAUCCAAAAAAUCCAACAUAUAGAGCAAUGCUUGAUGUUGAAAAAGUCAGUGAAAGACCUCAAAUCAUAGAUCCAUCUCCUUUUGCUACAUUACCUAAUUAUACUAUUGAUACAUUUACAAAACCAUCAUUACCAACAAACAUUCCAUUGAAUGUCUUAACUGAAUUACAAAAAAUAAGAAUUCCUGAUUUAACACAAAUUUAA